CACCCACGGUGCAAUAAUGUCACUUAUGCAUUUUAUGUUAAAAUAAACUGAGUACGCAAAAAGUUGUCUAAAGUCCCUCUGCACUUGGAGCGUUAUUGUCACUUUUGUAGUACGUUUAGUUUCCGUGUGAGGGCAGAAGUGUCUUUAUGGUUUUGGCGCGAAUGCACGGGUCACCGGGAGAAAUAAUGUCUCAUUGGUCAGUUGCGUGCAGCGCCCCGCACGAGCAGGAGUCUCUUGGUGCUAUAACGACACUAAGAUCAACAAUGCUGCCACGUGGUAAAAAACUUGUGCUACUUGCACGAUCAAGUAGCAAUUUAAGUUAUAAUUCUAGAGAGCAAACAGCAUCAAAUGAUACCAUUCCGACCGCACCAGUAAGAACACUACCAGAAGAACAUUACACUGUUAUAAUUCAUCAAAGCAUUACGGAACAUGCACCAGCAACCAGCAGCAGUACUAUUCUGGAUGAGCCACUAGCACUACCUUCACUGCAAAAUGAGACUAUUAUAUCACGCCCAAACUCGCCGUCUAUUUUAGGUGACAAUGAUGUUAUCCAUGAACAGGAAAACCAGCUAAUGGUUAAUUUUUCCGGAACCGAUUCUAGUGACGAGUUUAGGCCUAGUCCUAAUAAGUCUUCAUCCGAUAGCUCCAGUAGUAGUUCCAGUAGUAGUUCCAGUAGCAGUUCCAGUAGUCAAUCGUCCGAUGAUAGUAGUUCUGAUAACAACGAUGUUGAAAAUGAGACCAGCCAUCCACCAAACCUAGCACCUAAACCGAAAGGAAGGAAACGAAUUCGUAAUCCAACAACCUGGAAAAAGAACAUCGCGAAACGAUUAAAAAAUUCUGGCCAAGGCUAUACUUCAAUAAAAACUAAAAAAGAAAAUUCUGCUAAGAAAAUGGGUCCCGUAUGCUCAAUAAAAUGUCGGCUGUCAUGUUCAUCGAAAUUUAAUGAAGAAAAGAGAAAUGAAAUUUUUCAGUCUUAUUGGCAGUUGGGAAGUUUAGAGAGACAGCGAGAUUUUUUAAAUAAUUGUACGAGACCACUGAAAUGUGCAUACCGUCGCAUAAAGACAAAUAAUAGGAAAUACGAGAGGAAAGAAAAUACUGCAUUUUACUUACUUAAUGAAAACAAAGACAUCCGCGUCUGCAAAACUUUUCUGAUCAAUACUUUAGGCAUAACACAAAGGAUUAUAAGAACCGUUAUUGAUGGCAAAGCACGCUCCGAUGGUUUUAUUCCAACAGAUUUACGUGGAAAACAUGGAAACCAAUGCACAUUAGAUCCAGACGUAAUACAAGCUGUAAAAGAUCAUAUAGAAUCAAUUCCAAAAGUAGAAAGCCACUAUCUCAGGGCUAGUACGAGUAGAAUGUUUAUUGAUGGUGGCUUAUCAGUUGCAGAGUUGCAUAGAAACUAUAUAAAAAUUCAAAAAGAACAGCAGAAGCCAUUUGUAAAUUACGAUGCAUAUUCACGAAUAUUUAACUGUGAUUUUAAUAUUGGUUUUUUUAAACCAAAAAAAGAUCGUUGCGACCAGUGUGAGGCAUAUGAAAAUGCUCCGGCAGAAGAAAAAAAUAAUUUACAGGCCAGCUAUAAGCUACACCAUGAAGAAAAAAGCUUAAGCAGACUUGAAAAAGACAAAGAUAUGAAACGAUGCCACGAGCCCGGGGACACAUCAAUUGUUAUCACUUAUGACUUACAAGCUGUGAUGCCUUGCCCUGUAGGAAAUUCGUCAGCUUUUUACUACAAGUCUAGAUUGAAUUGUUACAAUUUCACUAUGUCAAAUGCGAAAGACCAUGAAACAACGUGUUUUUUUUGGCAUGAAGGCUUGGGCAACAGAGGAGCCAUUGAAAUCGGAUCAUGCGUGUAUGUAUACUUAAAGGACAUUGCUGUAAAAUAUCCAGGGUCGGACGUGAUUUUCUACUCAGACAAUUGCUGUGGUCAGCAUAAAAACAGAUUCGUAUUUGCGAUGUACUACUAUGCAGUUACAACGUUAAAUAUAAAUUCGAUCCAACAUAGCUUUUUGAUUCGCGGACAUACUCAAAACGAAGGCGACACAGCCCAUUCAGUUAUUGAAAAAGCCAUUACCAAGGCCAAAAAUCAGGCCCCAUCUAUGUUCCUGAUCAAUACAUAUCCCUAAUACGCGGGGCAAAAAAGACUGGUAAACCAUUCGUAGUGAAAGAAAUGACCUAUAAGGAUUUCUUCGAUCUCAAAUCAUUAGAAGUUAAAUUAAAUUUUAACAUGACAAAAAAAUAUUAAUGGAGAUGUAAUUAGAGUAAGUGACAUAAAAAGUAUUAAGUUCUCUAAAAAUAACAGAAAUUAUAAAUAUCGCACAACUUAUAAGACUGAAUUGUGGGACGAGGCAAAUGCUAGAAUAGAACCAAGAAGAAAGAAUUUACGCGGGAAUAAAACAAACAUCCAAAGCAUAGACAAGAUUUCUUUGAAACCGGCGUACUCUUCGAAGAUCCCAAUUCCAAAUCGCAAGACGCGUGAUCUUAUGCAACUAGUCGAAACAAAUAUUGUUCCACGUUAUUAUGAAAAAUUCUACAAAGAUCUAAUUUAAUUUUUCUAAUUCUAUACUAGCUAGGCGAGUAAUUAGUAUCUAAUUGAUUUUUGAUUUAUUCUUACUAAAUACAAAGUUUCUGUAAUUUAAUUAAAUAAAAA
Messenger RNA from Manduca sexta (tobacco hornworm), 2647 nucleotides. RefSeq lists its product as uncharacterized. NCBI's taxonomy places the organism in Eukaryota, Metazoa, Arthropoda, Insecta, Lepidoptera, Sphingidae. Bases 147 to 2123 code for a protein of 658 amino acids. The record is from RefSeq and is a predicted model, not a curated record. The transcript has 2 exons.